Toxotes jaculatrix (banded archerfish) is the source of this 11466-nucleotide messenger RNA. Its product is annotated as sodium channel protein type 4 subunit alpha-like. Gene Ontology annotation, molecular function: voltage-gated sodium channel activity; protein binding. The record is from RefSeq and is a predicted model, not a curated record. Gene Ontology annotation, biological process: membrane depolarization during action potential; sodium ion transmembrane transport; neuronal action potential. The transcript has 32 exons. Gene Ontology annotation, cellular component: voltage-gated sodium channel complex; axon; plasma membrane. The coding region runs from base 21 to 6017 and encodes 1998 amino acids. Lineage: Eukaryota; Metazoa; Chordata; Actinopteri; Toxotidae.
UGGCUGGCUGUGUGUUUCCAAUGGGACCAGAGAGCUUUCAGCGCUUCACGCCGGACUCCCUGGCGGCCAUCGAGCAGCGCAUCGCCCAGGAGGAGGCCCGACGCAACAAACAAUACCAGGAGGACCUGGGCGACGUGGAGCUCCCCCGGCCCCGGCCCGACCUGGAGGCAGGAAAACAGCUGCCGCGCAUCUUCGCCGACAUCCCAUCUCAUCUGGUGGGCGUUCCCCUGGAAGACAUCGACCCAUACUACUUCAAAGACCAGAGGACCUUCAUAGUCCUGAACAAAGGGAAGGCCAUCUUCCGUUUCAGUGCCACAUCAGCUCUCUACAUCUUCAGCCCCUUCCACCCCAUCCGCAGAAUCGCCAUCAAGAUCCUGGUCCACUCGUUGUUCAGUUUGUUCAUCAUGUGCACCAUCCUGACCAACUGUUGCUUCAUGGCCAUGUCCGAGCCGGCGUACUGGGCCAAAUACCUGGAGUAUACCUUCACAGGUAUCUACACGUUCGAGUCUCUCAUAAAGAUCCUGGCGAGGGGUUUCUGUGUGGGACCCUUCACCUUCCUGAGGGACCCCUGGAACUGGCUCGACUUCAGCGUCAUUGUCAUGGCAUAUGUGACUGAGUUUGUGGACCUGGGUAAUGUGUCAGCCUUAAGGACGUUCAGGGUGCUGCGAGCGCUCAAAACCAUCUCAGUCAUCCCAGGCCUGAAGACCAUCGUUGGUGCUCUGAUCCAGUCUGUGAAGAAGCUCGCUGACGUGAUGAUCCUCACCGUCUUCUGCCUGAGCGUCUUCGCCCUCAUCGGCCUGCAGCUGUUUAUGGGAAACCUGCGGCAGAAAUGCGUGCGCAGCACGGCGCACUGCGUCAACGACAGCCUGCCGGCCAACACCUCCUUCUACUGCAACAACAAGACCUGGGCCUCCAUGAAGGACUUCAUCAACGACGAGGACAACUUCUACAAGGUGGAGGGAGCCAAGGAUGCCUUAAUCUGUGGGAACAGCAGCGAUGCAGGAAAGUGCCCAGAUGGGUUUGAAUGUCUGAAGGCGGGAAGAAACCCAAACUACGGCUACACCAGCUUUGACACCUUCGGGUGGGCCUUUCUCUCCUUGUUUCGCCUGAUGACACAGGACUACUGGGAAAACCUCUACCACCAGACGCUGCGUUCGGCCGGUAAGACCUACAUGGUGUUCUUCGUGGUGGUGAUCUUCCUGGGCUCCUUCUACCUGGUCAACCUCAUCCUAGCUGUGGUGGCCAUGGCAUACGAGGAGCAGAACCAGGCCACCAUUGCAGAGGCCUGCCAGAAGGAGCGGGAGUUCCAGCAGGCCAUGGAGAGACUCAAGAAAGAGCAACAGGUUUCCACCCAGAAAACUCACGACUCAGACUCACUGAUGUCACCAGACCUCUCGCCCUUUGGCCCGCCAUUGGACAGCUUGGAGGAGCGGAGGCGGAGUCAAGCUUUGGUGGGAGUGGCUGACGUGGAGGCGAACCUGUCAGAGGAAAAGCUGCUGCAGGUGGACAUGACGGACGGGGGAAAGCCCCUCCACCCCCUCCUCGCACGCUCCUUCUCCACCAGGACUCGGCGAAGCAGUCAGGUCUCUUCCAUCUUCAACUUCCGUCUGAGGAGCCGGGGGUCCGAUGGAGAGAUGGCUGACGACGAGUACAGCGUCCCAGGUGAUGUGGUGGAGGGGGUCGGAGGCCGAACCUACAGCGGCGGGACCUUCAGCGGCAUCCUCCCCCAUCCGUGGCCCAAACGACGACCAAGCACCUACAGCACGGCGAGCCGGAGCUCACAGGUGUUUUAUCCAACUCUAAACGUCAACGGGAAGCUGUUUGUUGCCAUGGACCAGAAUGGGGUUUCCCCACCGCCACUGCAGGGGCAGCUGCCUGCCUGUACCAUGGAGAAGGUCAAGGAGGAGAGUGUCCCCACGUCCACCACAGAGCUCAGCACCAUGCUGUUACCUCGGCCUUCGUCCGCACAGGAGUCAGAGCGGAGGGGGAGGGCGCUGAGCGCUACCAGCUACCUCACAGACGCCAUGGAAGAACUGGAGGAGUCCCAUAAGAAAUGCCACCCCUGCUGGUACGUCUUCGCCCACCGUUACCUGGUGUGGGAGUGCUGCCCCUGCUGGCUGAGGGUGAAGCAGCUGGUGAAGAUCAUGGUGAUGGACCCCUUCCUGGACUUGGCCAUCACCGUCUGCAUUGUCCUCAACACGCUCUUCAUGGCCAUGGAGCACUACCCCAUGACCGACGAGUUCAACGGCAUGCUCAGCAUCGGAAACUUGGUGUUCUCAGGGAUCUUCACGGCAGAGAUGGUGUUGAAGAUCAUCGCACUGGAUCCGUACUACUACUUCCAGACGGGCUGGAACAUCUUCGACAGCAUCAUCGUCUGCCUCAGCCUCAUGGAGCUGGGCCUGUCUGACGUCGAGGGGCUCAGCGUGCUGCGCUCCUUCAGACUGUUGCGUGUUUUCAAGCUCGCCCGAUCGUGGCCGACCCUCAACACCUUAAUCAAGAUCAUUGGGAACUCCAUGGGCGCUCUGGGAAACCUGACGCUCGUCCUCGCCAUCAUCGUCUUCAUCUUCGCCGUGGUCGGCAUGCAGCUGUUUGGAAAGAACUACCAGGACUGUGUGUGUAAGAUCUCGAAGGACUGCACUCUGCCUCGCUGGCACAUGAAGGACUUCUUCCACUCCUUCCUCAUCGUCUUCAGGGUGCUGUGCGGCGAGUGGAUAGAAACCAUGUGGGACUGCAUGGAGGUCGCGGGUCAGCCGCUCUGCAUUCUCGUCUUCAUGCUGGUCAUGGUCAUCGGAAACCUGGUGCUGUUGAACCUCUUCCUGGCUCUGCUCCUCAGCAGUUUCAGCUCUGACAACCUGUCAGCUCCGGACGACGACGGCGAGAUGAACAACCUGCACAUCGCCAUCCACAGGAUCACCAGAGGCCUGGCCUGGUGCCGCAGACAGGUGGUGGAUUUCUUCAACGGGAACCUGAAGCGUCGUCGUCAGAAGCGAAAGGAGGCCAAAGCCAUGAUGAAGCUGAAGCGGCUGAGCACCAUCCACACUGAGGUCAAUGGAGCUGUCAUAGGCCGUCACGUAGAGAAGUACGUGGUGCCAGAGGACGACAGCUACAUGACGAACCCCAACCUGACCAUCAGCGUCCCCAUCGCCCCCGGCGAGUCGGAUGUGGAGUUCCCAGAGGAGGAGGGGGAGGAGGAGCAGAGCGAGGGCUCUGAGGAAGAGGAGGAGAGGGAGGAGCAGAAGGACGAUAUCAGCCUAUCAGAGGGCAGCACGGUGGACCUGAGGAAGCCUGGGGAGGAGGAGGACGAGUACUCAGAGAUGGCGGAAGAGGCCAUGGACCCUGACAACUGCUUCCCAGACAUGUGCGUCACCAGGUUUCAGUGCUGUGAACUCGACACGACGGCGGGGCUCGGUCAGAUCUGGUGGAGGAUGAGGAAGACCUGUUACCAGAUCGUGGAGCACAGCUGGUUCGAGUCCUUCAUCAUCUUCAUGAUCCUGCUCAGCUCCGGAGCUCUGGCCUUCGAGGACAUCUACAUCGAACAGAGGAGGGUGGUCAAGGUGGUGCUGGAGUACGCAGACAAGAUCUUCACCUACAUCUUCAUCCUGGAGAUGAUGCUCAAGUGGCUCGCCUACGGCUUCAAGAAGUACUUCACCAACUACUGGUGCUGGCUCGACUUCCUCAUCGUCGAUGUCUCAUUGGUCAGUUUGGUGGCCAACACAUUGGGUUAUUCAGACUUUGCAGCCAUCAAAUCCCUGCGGACGCUGCGGGCCCUGCGGCCCCUCAGAGCCCUCUCCAGAUUUGAAGGCAUGAGGGUGGUGGUAAACGCUCUGAUCGGGGCGAUUCCCUCCAUCAUGAACGUGCUGCUGGUCUGUCUCAUCUUCUGGCUCAUCUUCAGCAUCAUGGGCGUCAACUUGUUCGCCGGGAAGUUCGGCCGCUGCGUCAACCACACCGGCCACAUCUACGACGCCUGGUCCAUCAACAACAAGUCUGAGUGCGAGGCGCAGAACAGCACCUCGUUCUACUACUGGAGCAAAGUCAAGGUCAACUUCGACAACGUGGGGGCGGGAUACCUGGCUCUGCUGCAAGUGGCGACGUUCAAAGGCUGGAUGGAGAUCAUGUACGCAGCGGUGGACUCCAGAGCUGUGGAGGAGCAGCCUAUCAAGGAGAUCAAUCUAUACAUGUACCUGUACUUUGUCAUCUUCAUCAUUUUCGGCUCCUUUUUCACCCUCAACCUCUUCAUCGGCGUCAUCAUCGAUAACUUCAACCAGCAGAAACGAAAGUUAGGAGGACAGGACAUCUUCAUGACAGAGGAACAGAAGAAAUACUACAACGCCAUGAAGAAGCUGGGCUCCAAGAAACCCCAGAAGCCCAUCCCCAGGCCUCUGAACCCGCUGCAGGGCUUCUUCUUCGACCUGGUUGGGAAACAGGCGUUCGACAUCAUCAUCAUGGUGCUGAUCCUCUUCAAUAUGAUCACCAUGAUGGUGGAGACGGACGAGCAGUCGCCGCAGAUGGAGUACAUCCUGAACAACAUCAACCUGGCCUUCAUCGUUGUCUUCACCGCAGAGUGCCUCAUCAAGAUCGUGGGGCUGCGCUGCUACUUCUUCACCGUCGGCUGGAAUAUCUUCGACUUCGUGGUCGUGAUUUUGUCCAUCGUCGGUAUUGUUCUUGCUGACAUCAUCGAGAAGUACUUUGUGUCGCCAACCCUCUUCCGAGUGAUCCGAUUGGCCCGUAUUGGACGUAUCCUGCGUCUCAUCAGAGGUGCCAAGGGCAUCCGGACGUUACUGUUUGCCCUCAUGAUGUCCCUUCCUGCUCUCUUCAACAUCGGGCUCCUCCUUUUCCUGGUCAUGUUCAUCUACGCCAUCUUUGGCAUGGCGAACUUCGCCUAUGUAAAACGGCAGGCGGGGAUUGACGACAUGUUUAACUUUGAGACGUUUGGGAACAGCAUGAUCUGCUUGUUCCAGAUCACCACCUCUGCCGGGUGGGACAGUCUGCUCAGCCCCAUCCUCAACAAUUCCCCAGAGGAGUGCAAUCCCAACAUCCCCCACACCGGCACCACCGUCAGGGGGAACUGUGGGAACCCGUCGGUGGGCAUCACCUUCUUUGUCACUUACAUCAUCAUCUCCUUCCUCAUCGUGGUGAACAUGUACAUCGCCAUCAUCCUGGAGAACUUCAGCGUGGCCACGGAGGAGAGCACCGAGCCACUGAGCGAGGACGACUUCGAGAUGUUCUAUGAGGUUUGGGAGAAGUUCGACCCGGAGGCCACGCAGUUCAUCGAGUACGCCAAGCUGUCUGACUUCGCCGACUCACUGUCGGAGCCCCUUCGUAUCGCCAAGCCAAACAAGAUCAAGCUGAUCUCCAUGGACCUGCCCAUGGUCAGUGGGGACAAGAUCCACUGCCUGGACAUCCUCUUUGCCUUCACCAAGCGAGUCCUGGGAGAGUCGGGCGAGAUGGACGCCCUCAAGCAGCAGAUGGAGGAGAAAUUCAUGAUGGCCAACCCUUCCAAGAUCUCCUACGAGCCCAUCACAACAACUCUGAGGCGCAAACAGGAAGAAGUCUCCGCCACAGUGAUCCAGAGGUGCUACCGCAGACACCUGGUGAGGCGGCAGAUGAAGGCCGCGUCUUACUUGUAUCGCCAGAUUACCACCCCUCGGCAUGCAGGAGGUGACGGCGAGCAAGGCAGUGAGGUAAUAUUCGGGGAAGAUGCACCUGAGAAAGAAGGGCUGAUUGCUGCCAUGAUGAGGGAAAACUAUGGCUCAAGCUUGUUAGGGAUGGAGCGCUCCGAAACAAUUUCCUCCACCUCAUCUCCACCAUCUUACGACAGCGUGACGCGAGCCACAUCUGAAAUCUUUCAUCUCCUCGGUGUCAACACAGAAACGGCGGUGGCUGACACCGCAGGCAGCGAACCGAGCGAACAGUCGCCAUCCGUGGUCGACCCUGACAGACAGCAGGAAACGCUGAGGAACGCUGAGGAGGCGCCAGAUGGAAGCUGUGAGCGAGGAACUGCAGGAGGAGUCGAGUGAAAGAGCAAACAAAGUGGAAUAUUUACUACCUUUAAUGUUAUUUCCUGUUCCCUGUGGAGAUUCCUGGACUCAACUCAACAGCUGUUGUUGGAGUUUCUGAAAGGGAAGCAGAAAAACUGCAGAGACAGAGAGGGAACCCCCAUCUGUCAAGUCUACUCUGCCUUUGUCGGCGCAAAAGACAGAAGCGUAGAGAAGAACCACCUCUGGAUCCCUUUGACCUCGGGUCUCGUGUCGACUAGAGCCGAGAGUUCAGAACGCUGGCUGACCUUCGGCCUCAGCUACAGAGGCUCAGAGGGGUCAGAACAACUAUAUCACAGAUGUAUCCAUCAUUUAUUGGCCUGGGGGGUUUGUGCCUUCCCGCAGAUGAUCAAUAUUCUCAGAGUACGCCUGGCUGGAAGAGCGACGGUGUUCCUGGUGGUGAAUCUCGACACGAUAACGGUCGACGGCUUUCUGACUGACUGAGACUCGAGAGAGGAGGAAAAUAAUGACAACGUGAUUUGAAAAUGUUUUCGUAGUAAAAGUAUAACUUUGUUGAUGUUACCAGUCUUUUAAUAGCGGUACGAUUAUUACUAUUUUUUAUAUUUUUUAGAGUAAGUUGAAGAAAAAAAAUAAGCAGUCUCUCUUCUGACUGAGUGGCACUGGCUAUGAAAAAGUGGCUAAACUACCAUGUUGUAAUAGAUGAGAGGAGAGAGUGCAGUCAGGAAAAUAAUCUCAAAAACCUGAAAAGCAACUUCAUCUGUUUUUGUUGGCAGUUUUGCACUUUUGAGUUUACACGUGCUGUCACUUUACCGCACACGGGCAAAGUCACGCUGAAGGAGGGCCUGGGAUGGAUUUAUUUUUGUUCCUGUGAAAACCUUUGAGAUAACACCAAAAACUGAUUCAAGUGCACAAUGAGAUUUUCUACACGGUCCCAGACUCUUCCAGCUUGUGCUUUGCCCUGGUGGUGAACAUCCUCGUGUCCCUUAGUUCUUUGGCCAGUGGGUGAUUUGCCUAAAAGAUUUAAAGAAACUUUUCCAGCUUCCAUUUGCUUCAUGAACAAACUCGCUGCGUUACUCUGCACUGCAGGAGAAGAGAACCGGUGGCUACUGGCUUUUCAUCACGGCUGAUCGAUCUCUGAUUGAUGAAGAAUCCAGUGUUCAAACGUGUGAAUAGCUGAGUUAAAUCAAAUAAAACAGAAAAACACAAUUACACAAUUUUUAAUUUCACAAUAAAAAAAAAAGUUUCUAAAGUAAAAUUUAUUUUUAAUAAUAAAGUCCAAACUGAAAUAAUUUAAUUUCUUCAUGAAACCGUUUUCAUAUCAUAAUAAUCUGAAGGCCUUAACAUUCAGCUUCAUUUUCUUUUUUUUUUUUCAGGAUGAAUAUUGUUUAGUGCAGUUAAAGGACCAGACCUCUGGUCUGAGACCAGCUCACAGAAAUAUGUUGCAGCAAAUCGUCAGUCUUUUACCAAGUGAACAAAGAAAUAUCUUCACGCAGGACUAAAAUGUACGUGUUAGGGUUUUGUAAAGCCAUGAAUAAAGUUUCUUGUCGCCACAUGAACUGAACAUCAGCAACAAAUCACUCACUGGCACUAACUAACUAUCCAUCUGGUCUGAGUUCGGCUCGACACACAGACACGAGGCCAAAUGGGCUUAAGAUCUUCGUGGUGUCGACCGCCCCCGACCAGAGUGCGACAAUCAACUCAGCACAUCAACAUCAGGAUUUCACCCUAUUUCUGUUUUAGAAAAGCUAAGGCCGAUUUUCAUGAGCUGGCGUUUGAUCGAUCAUCGGUGUCCUGGAAAAACCUCGUCUUCACAACACAACUGGAAAACAAACACGGCAGCUGAUUAUCAGUGUAGAGACGACAGGUUGCUCCAUUGCUGGGGAUUUGAUCAGGUUUUGGUCGGAUCUGUUUGCAGUUCCACUCUUCAGAUUUCUAAACUUUCUAAACUCUGGAGACAGAAACUUUGCUAAAUGACUCAUCUGUUGCUUUGCUGUUGCCGCAGUGACAGGAUUGAGCAUGUUUCCCUCCACGCUGCUGUUUUCCUCUCUCCGAUCUGUCCGAUCAGUCUUCUGCCUGCUCCCAGCUCUCUGCAACAUUUGAGACCUUUGACCUCUUAAAGGAUGAAGCUGUAUAUGUUUCUUACUGUCGUCAAAUCCCACACCAACGUGUUCGUCCAUCUGGUGUUUUUAACAGAUUUUAGACAACAGUGUUUCUCUGCUGCUCAGAGGAAAUGAGAGAAAUCAGGCUCUGGAUAAACAUACAGUUCUUGUUCGUUGGAGUCGUCCAUUGUUGGUCUUGGUCUUUGGGAUUUGACAAUAAGAGAAUUAUAGAACAUCAGCAGAUUAAAAGUCUCUGUAACAUCACAGUUCCACUGGCACUGCAGAGUCUGCAGCUAACGUUAGCAGCAGUCAGACCUUACGCAGGGUUGGUUUUAAAAUGGCUGCAGCUGAGCAGGUUUUUCCAGAACACAGAUGAGACGACACAAAAACCUUUUCUGCUUCUGUUUCCGCUAAAUGAUGCGAAGAGUUUCAUUUUAAAACGGGGGAAAGAAACUGAUAAAUUCUGAUUGGUUGAUUCCUCUUUGGAAGCUGAAUCCUGGUUUAGUUCCUUAUUUAAAAAAAAUCAAACGGACAGUUGGAACAAUUUUAAAAGGAAGGAAGUGACUUAUUUUGAAAGGAAACUCUUCAAAUCCAAACCCAGCUUCAUUUAUUUAUUUAUUUAUUUAUUUAUUGACUUUGUUUUCUGGUUGAUUGCUUUAUUUUAUCUAAGAUUAUUUUUUUUAUUUUUGCACGUUUUAGCUGCGCCCUGGAGGAGAAGUGGAGGCCGAGUGAGACGGCUCUUUAUCUAUUUUGCACAGAGAAACAAAAAAAAACAAACCGCGUCAAGCAAUAACGGUUUGCCGAUACCUUUUAAGUGAAUUCUUAGGUCACACUUGACUUCGCAGAAGCUUCUUCUCACUGCAUGAGUCUGUGCGAUGACUGGAAGAAUUCUACGCACAGUAACGCUCGGAGCGUUUGGUGAAAUCUGGUAAAUCGCGGUUUCCCAGAUUUAGCACUGACAGCGUUGCUGUGGAUUCACGGACACGCAGGCGAGUGCAUUGGCAGGAAGCUGCUGUGAAGCAGCGUUACCGCUUGUUUUUAUUAAGAUGAAGUGUCAAAGUGUGUGUGUACAGCGUUUGUUCAGUCUGCUUCGAUAUCAAUAUUUCGAACAACCUCUCUCUCUCUGUCUCUGUUGUCGUGGUCACCCGAAGGAUCUUUACUAAACGCUUUACUAGACUAAUUUAAAAAAGGAAAAAAAAAAAUUUACUGGCACCGUCUGGACUCUAUUUCUACUAGAUUCUAUUGAGAAUAGAAAACCAUAUAAACUAGGUAAAUACUUAAGACACUGCUGAACUCUGCUGCGAGGCGUAUUUCAGGUUGCAGUUGUGCUGAAGGGCUGUUUUCAGUAGCAAUAGACCCAGAGUGUGCCUGCUACAUAUGAACCCAACACUCCAAGCCAUGCUUUCCCAUUGGUUGAUUGAUUGAUUGAUUGAUUGAUGGACUGGUCGUUUAUUUGGUUGGUUGAUUGAUGAAUUGAUUCUCAUGCUUUUUGAUAAUGAACGAGGUUCACGGUCCCCCCCCGUCGCCCCCCUCCAUCACCGCUGUGACUCUUCCUCAUGAAGCUGUGGAACAAACAGCACAGAGAGCUGAUUGGCUGGCUGGCUGAUGACACGCUGAAACUGUCAGAAAGGUUCAGAUUCGCUAAAGUCUGCAGGAAAAAAGUGUGUUUUAUCCAUGACCUGACCAAAUCAGGAAACUCUGUGGGAAACAGCUGCUCUGCUGCUUUUUCAAACACGACACCAAGUCGUAUCAAACCUUCAAACAUCUGAGCAUCUGGUCCGAUUUCUAAUUUAAAUUUAAAUCAACAUUUGACUUUUGUUAAGUGGAAAAUGUGGUUUUAUAGACAAACACAGUAAAUUCAGGUUCUACUAAUACUGAGACCGAACCCGGCAGUCACUGAGCGACCGCGUGUUCCCACAGUGCAGCUUUAGUGAGUCUGGACCUCCAGUUUGUGAUGAGCACAAAAAACCAGGUGUACAUUCACCGUCUGUGUGAGGCCACUGAAACCAUCACGGCAUCAAAACACAAUCCAGUCUCAGCUCAGUCCCCGAAAUCCCCGCUGUGCCGACUGUACGAGGCCAAAGAGGGACAGCCAGAACCUGGAAACGCUCCAGGUAACCUCCAGCAUGUCUGAGCAGGAAGGGAAGCCUGCCACUUCCUGUCCUGGUCUGAUUUGAAAAAGGUUCAAAAUGUAAAAAAAUAAGCUCUUAUUUUGGAGGAAAACUACCGCCUUGGCUCUGCGCUGUGGAUCAGUCCAUGUGGUGCUACCGAGGGGUUUGGAAGAGUCCAAAUGAAGGUCGGACGGGGGUGUUGAAACACAAACUCUGAGAAUCUUUGCUCCUUUAUGCCUUUUUUCCCUGAUUCAAAACCAAAAGCUGCUUCGUCAUCAAAACAAAACGACAGACAUCGAUGUACCAACGCGGAGGAAAUGCACAGAAAACCAGUGGUUUCGUUGUUCAUUAUUAUUACUAUUGUUACUAUUAACUGUGUGAUAAAUGCAAUACAACAGUUAUGUAAACAGGCAGUGAGUGAUGCUGUAUCUUAUUUACAGUAUGAGCUGAAUAAUGAGGAGUUUCUAAUUAUUUCGUCGUCAUGGAUUCGGUUUUUCCAGGCAUCCUCUCACUGCUUCAGCCACCGUCGCCCCGUUUACACUGCAACUGGUUUCACAGUGGUUGUCAAACUGGUUUUGCCAGGUCUCCGGCUUCAUAUCAGUUCUGCAGAAACCUCAUAUCUCGAGAAAGUUGCCUUUUUCAGGAGCGGAGGAGAGAAAAGGAUGAAUAUUUCCCUUCCCGACUCAUUAAUUCCUGCUGAAAUCGGGAAGAUUUCUCUCAUCGCUGAAGCUGAUUUUAAGAUGAAAGUUGGAAAAUAAUAAUCACCAAGUUGGAGAUAAGAGGUUUCUUGAUACAAGCAGUUUUAAUGCGUUUUUGCUGGAAAUAGCUGAGUCACAGAUGGAGGGUGAAAACUUUGUAACCCCGGAGAUUUUAGCAGAGACGCAUCAGGACAGUGAGGAAAGAAAAACAGGAUUUUUAACUCAGAAAUUUCAGCUGUUUGAAAAAGUUUGAGGAGCUGGUGAAAUUUUUUUAAUGUGUAAUGUUUCCACAUUUUUUUAAUUCAAUUUGAGAAAUAUCCGAAAGUGAGAGACAGGUUACAAGGUUUUCCUCUGACCGCAGCCGGUGAAACCUCGGUGUAAAGGAGGCGAAAGCCGUGCCUCAGUGACCCCUCCCCGGUGUUUUAGAGACAAUAAUAAUUACAAUGAUUAUGAUAUGAAUAUAUAUAAAUAUAUAUAUACUUUUUAGUACUUUGAGUUAAAAUACUUUUUAGUAUUUUGCAAAUACAUGUCUCUGUAUAUAAAACGAAAGCCUCCUGUAAUA